AGUUCUUAUAUCACUUUUGAACUGUUCUUAGCAAUCGUUUCUUCUCAACAGAUCACAAAAGCUGAUUUAGAACAGCGCCAUCCUCAGCUUGAUUAUGUUUUCACAUUGGCACAGAAUUUGAAAAAUAAAGCUUCCAGUUCAGAUGUGAGAACAGCAAUCACAGAAAAAUUGGAAAAGGUCAAGAACCAGUGGGACAGCACUCAGCAUGGAGUCGAGUUAAGGCAGCAGCAGCUGGAGGACAUGACCAUCGACAGCCUACAGUGGGAUGACCACAGGGAGGAGACCGAAGAGCUGAUAAGAAAAUAUGAGGCUCGGCUCUAUAUUCUUCAGCAAGCACGGCGGGACCCCCUUAUCAAGCAGAUUUCUGAUAAUCAGAUAUUGCUUCAAGAACUGGGCCCUGGUGAUGGCAUCAUAAUGGCGUUCGAUAAUGUCCUGCAGAAAUUGUUGGAAGAAUACAGUAAUGAUGACACAAGAAAUGUGAAAGAAACAACUGAGUACCUGAAAACAUCAUGGAUCAGUCUCAAACAAAGCAUUGCUGACAGACAGAGUGCCCUGGAGGCUGAGCUGAGGACGGUACAGGCCUCCCGCAGGGACCUGGAGAACUUCCUAAAGUGGAUACAAGAAGCUGAAGCCACGGUUAAUGUGCUGGCGGAUGCCUCUCAGCGGGAGGAUGCGCUCCAGGACUCCCCCCUGGCCAGGGAGCUCACCCAGCAGAUGCAGGCAAGUGCCCAAAAUCACAUUAGUGUUUUUAUUGAGUUGUGCUCUUUUGAUCUAUCUACAUGCAAAUUUAUUACCAUUAAAAGGGGAAGUUGUCAGCUUUUCUGUAUCUGAAAUAUCCACGCUCCUCUGUGAAUAAUUGGUUUCUGGAAAUGAGAUCUGUAAAAUACUUUUUACUUAAUAGAAGG
Messenger RNA from Talpa occidentalis (Iberian mole), 905 nucleotides. Its product is annotated as utrophin-like. NCBI's taxonomy places the organism in Eukaryota, Metazoa, Chordata, Mammalia, Eulipotyphla, Talpidae. Gene Ontology annotation, cellular component: plasma membrane. Gene Ontology annotation, biological process: synaptic signaling. The transcript has 4 exons. The record is from RefSeq and is a predicted model, not a curated record. Bases 241 to 831 code for a protein of 196 amino acids.